UGGGGGAGCAAGAUGCUGGUGGAGGCGGUGAGGAUCAGGUGGGCAGCCGGGAAGCUCAGCAGUCAGGGCUGUGGUGUCCUGGUGCCUGGGUGCCUGCAUACCAGUGUGUGUGUGUGCCGGCUGGGCAAUCUGCCCCACACCUCUCCACACCUCCCCCUCCCCAGCCUUCCCCAUGCAGCCUUGGCACUGUCUCCGGCGUUUCGCCCUGGCUUGGUGGGAGAGAACAGUGGAGGGCAGCCACCGGCCACCCAGAGAGGAGGCAGGACAGAGGGAACCGGGGGGCCGAGGGGAACAAGGGCUCCAGCAUGCAGCGGGAGGGAAGCCAGGAGGACUCUGUUCCCUUUGUUUAAAGUCUCCAGAUCCUGAGCGGAGCAGCCCCCCGAUGCUGUCUGCGGAUGAUGCGGAGUACCCAAGAGAGUACCGGACCCUUGGGGGUGGGGGAAGUGGGGGGAGUGGGGGCCGGCGCUUCUCCAAUGUGGGGCUCGUGCAUACUUCUGAGAGGAGGCACACGGUGAUUGCAGCCCAGAGUCUGGAGGCACUCAGUGGGUUGCAGAAGGCAGAUGCAGAGCGCAAGCGAGAUGCCUUCAUGGACCAUCUGAAGAGCAAGUACCCCCAGCAUGCCCUUGCCCUCCGAGGCCAGCAGGACCGACUCCGAGAACAGGUUGGCGGCUGGACAGUGGACCACGUGUGUCUCCUCAGUUCCCUCUGCUCCCACCUUCAUGGCGACUCUGCCCCCACUGUGGCUGGCCAGCCUGCCCAGCAGCCCAACUACUGGAGUUUUAAGACUCGAAGCUCCCGACACUCACAGGGUGCCCAGCCAGGGCUGGCAGACCAGGCGGCUAAGUUGUCCUUUGCCUCUGCUGAGUCACUGGAGACCAUGUCGGAGGCUGAACUACCCCUCGGCUUCAGCAGGAUGAAUCGAUUCCGCCAGAGCCUGCCCCUCUCUCGAUCUACUAGCCAGACAAAGCUCCGUUCCCCAGGGGUGCUAUUCCUGCAGUUCGGGGAAGAGACACGUCGGGUACACAUCACCCACGAGGUCAGCAGCCUUGACACACUCCAUGCCCUCAUCGCCCACAUGUUCCCACAGAAGCUCACCAUGGGCAUGCUCAAGUCACCCAAUACAGCCAUCCUCAUCAAGGAUGAAGCUCGAAACAUCUUCUAUGAGCUCGAGGAUGUCCGGGAUAUCCAAGACCGAAGUAUUAUCAAGAUUUACAGGAAGGAGCCGCUCUAUUCUGCCUUUCCUGGCUCCCACCUCACCAAUGGGGAUCUUCGGAGAGAGAUGGUCUACGCCUCCCGGGAGUCAUCUCCUACCCGCCGCCUGAACAACCUGUCCCCGGCCCCCCACCUGUCCUCGGGUUCUCCUCCUCCAGGCCUGCCCUCUGCCUCACCUUCUCGGUCCAGGCUCUCCUAUGCAGGGGGGAGUGGAGGCCGCCCCCCAUCCUAUGCCGGCAGCCCCGUCCACCACUCAGAAAGGCUCGGGGGGGUGCCCCCUGCACCGGGCGUUUCCCCCAGCCCCAGCGCCAUCUUGGAGAGGCGGGACGUGAAGCCCGACGAAGACCUGGCGGGCAAGGGAGGAGGGGUGAUGCUAGUGAAAGGGGAGGGCCUCUAUGCAGACCCCUAUGGGCUGCUCCAUGAGGGGCGCCUGAGCCUGGCCUCGGCUGCCGGGGACCCCUUCUCUUACCCCGGCGGGGGACUCUACAAGCGGGGCUCGGUCCGCUCCCUCAGCACCUAUUCCGCCACUGCCCUCCAGUCUGACUUGGAAGAUUCCCUGUACAAAGCAGGCCCCGGCAGCGGGCCACUCUACGGGGACGGCUUUGGCUUCCGUCUGCCCCCUGCUUCUCCCCAGAAACUGGUGGACGUGGCGGCCUCCCAGGGUGGCCCUCCACCACCCCACAGCCCUUAUUCCGGGCCUCCGAGCCGCUCCUCUCCCGUCAGGCAGUCCUUCCGCAAGGACUCUGGUUCCUCAUCUUCUGUUUUUGCUGAGAGCCCGGGGGGCAAGCCACGGGGUGGGGGAGGUUCUUCAUCUUCUGGGGUGCCCCCGUCAGAGCUUUUUCCAGGGCCUGGGGAGCGCCCACUGGCAGGCUUUGGGCCUCCAGUGCCAGCCAAGGACACAGAGACCAGGGAGCGAAUGGAAGCCAUGGAGAAGCAGAUCGCGAGCUUGACAGGCCUGGUGCAGAGUGCCCUUCUCCGAGGUUCAGAGGCUGAGACCCCCAGUGAGAAGAUCGAAGGUUCCAAUGGGGCAGCAACACCUUCAGCACCUUGUGGGCUGGCUGGGCGGAGCAGUGGGGCCCCUCCGGUUCCAGCACCUCCACCCCCUUCAGCCAGCAGCACCCCAGCAGGCCCCCCAACGGCCGUCACACGUCUACACAUGCAGCUGCACCUCCACGACCUACAACACAACGCCAGUGACCUCCGAAACCAACUUCAGCAGCUGCGCAAAAUGCAGCUGCAAAAUCAGGAAUCUGUUCGAACCUUGCUGAAGCGCACAGAGGCCGAGCUGAGCCUUCGGGUGUCUGAGGCAGUCCGGAAGCAGGAGGACCCUCUGCAGCGGCAGCGUUCCCUAGUGGAGGAGGAGAGGCUGCGCUAUCUGAGCGAGGAGGAGCUGGUCACCCAGCAGCUCAAUGACCUGGAAAAGUCAGUGGAGAAGAUCCAGAAGGAGGUGUCCCACAACCAUCGACUGGUUCCGGGUCCCGAGCUGGAGGAGAAGGCCUUGGUGCUGAAACAGCUGGGGGAGACCCUUACAGAGCUCAAGUCACAAUUCCCUGGGCUGCAGAGUAAGAUGCGAGUUGUUCUCCGGGUGGAGGUAGAGGCAGUCAAGUUCCUGAAGGAGGAGCCGCAGAGACUGGAUGGGCUUCUCAAGCGCUGUCGAGGGGUCACCGACACACUGGCUCAGAUCCGAAGGCAAGUGGAUGAGGGUACAUGGCCGCCUCCAAACAACCUCCUGAGCCAGUCUCCAAAGAAGGUGACAGCUGAGUGUGACUUCGGCAAAAGCCUGGACUUCGAGGUGCCACCGCCCAGCCCUCCCCUGAGCCUCCAUGAGUUGGGGGGGCCAGGCGAGGGCACCGCUCACACACCCAAGGGGGGCAAUCCCUCCAGGGGUCCUGAAACACCCAGCAAGAGAAGCGUGGACAAGGCCGUGUCUGUGGAGGCAGCUGAGAGGGACUGGGAGGAGAAGAGGGCAGCCCUGAGCCAGUACAGUGCCAAGGACAUCAACCGGCUGUUGGAGGAGACCCAGGCAGAGCUGCUGAAGGCCAUCCCGGACCUGGACUGCGCAGGAAAGCCUCGAGGGCCAGCCCCAACCCCUGAGCACAAGCCCUCCAAAGCCCCCCAUGGCCAGAAGGCAGCCCCCCGCGGAGAGGCCAGCGGGCGGAGGGGCUCAGAUGAGUUGACUGUGCCCCGAUACCGGACAGAGAAGCCUUCCAAGUCGCCCCCGCCGCCCCCUCCCCGCCGUAGCUUCCCCUCGUCCCACGGCCUUACCACCACCCGCACCGGGGAGGUUGUGGUCACCAGCAAGAAAGACUCAGCCUUCAUCAAGAAGGCAGAGUCAGAGGAGCUGGAGGUGCAGAAGCCCCAAGUGAAACUCCGCCGGACAGUGUCUGAGGUGGCCCGUCCCGCCUCCACGCCGCCCAUCAUGGCCUCAGCCAUCAAGGAUGAAGAUGAUGAGGAUCGAAUUAUCGCAGAGCUGGAGGUGUUUGAGAGAAGUUCAAUGCCCCUCUCCCCCACGCCCCGCUGCCAGCUGCUCCCAGCCUCGCUCUCCCCCCAGGAAUUGGGGCCCCUUGGGGUCCCCACCCCGGGCCCCCCACGGAAGAGCGGCGGGGUCUCCAUCCCACCCAUGAAGAUGGUGACGCCAGGGGCAUCCAGGCUGAAGCCAGGACAGGCAAGCAGCCCUGACAAAGGCAAGCACAGCAAACAGCGGGCAGAGUACAUGAGGAUCCAGGGCCAGCAGCAGGUCAGUAGACCAUCUAAAGAGGUGAGCGGGUCAAAUGAGACCUCAAGCCCAGUCUCAGAAAAACCCUCUGCUUCCAGAACCUCCAUCCCCGUAUUGACUUCCUUUGGGGCAAGGAAUUCCUCCAUCUCCUUCUAAAGCCCUAUGAUCUUCCUCCCAUUUCCUCCCCUCUUCUUCCUCCUUCUACUUACCUCUCACCAUAUUCCCUUCAUUUCUCCACUCCCAACAUACCCUCCUCCACAAUCUCAACAGGAUUUGCCACAGUUGUGCCCACCUUCUAGCUGCCCUAUUCCCACCUGUGGUGUUUUUGAUUUUUUUAAAUAAUCCACUUUUAAUGACCUUUUUUAAAAAGCCAAAACAAAAAAAUGAAAAUCAAACACACCACCUCCCCCUUUUCUGUCCUGGAAUGGUCUCCUCUUGGGCCACCGUCCUUCCCUAUUUUCUAUCCCAAUUUCCUCUUUCACCAUCCUGUACUUCCCUGUUAUUCUUACCCAUCCUCUCCUCCUUCCUCCCUCCCUCCCCCUUUCCUUUUUCCUGAUUCCCUUCUGGCUUCCCCAUACUGCUCCAAAUGAACUUCAACAUAUGUCUGGAAUUUCCAAGCUAUAAGGACUUGGAGUUGUGAAAGGUACCCCCUCUCCCACCCUGAUACCUUCGUGGGAGAAGAAGUGGACAUUGGACCCAACUUUAAUGAGGGGGCUCAGAGAUGGGGGGACAAGGAGAGACCCUGGAAACAACCUCCUGACUGUCUGACCUCUGGACAUGACUGUUAAUCUGUUGCUGCUGCUAUGCUGGUUCUCUCCUCCUGGAAGAGGCAUUGGAAGCCAAGAUGAAUGGACUGGAGAUAGAACCCCCAGCUUCAGGGGCUGCAGGGAGGCCUCCGUGUCUGUGUCUUCAAGAGAGAGGACAUGAGGUCUGCCCUUUAUUGGCAAUAAGGAAUUACUCACGGAGUCCAGAGCUGGAGUGAGGGGAGGGCUGUUUGGGAUUCUGUGCAUUUGGGGCAAGGGCAGUCCAGUGUUGAGGGGACACUGCCCUGGGGGAGUGAGGACACCCCAGGAAGGGACUUUACUUUUAGUUUAUUAAUUUAGCACUUUAAAUGUCAUUAAUUUAUUUAAAAGGAGGGGGGAAGGCAGCAAGAAUCUGAUGUGGUACUAAGAUGGUUGCCAGAUUAUGUGGGAAUCUGGAAGAUUAGUCAGUGAGGGAAGGUAGGAAAGAGAAAGAGAAGAAGAGAGUAAGGAAAUUUAUCAGAUUCUCCUCUUCCCCCAUUAGAAAUAUAGGAAUUUUCAGGGAAGUACUGAAGUGGUGGAGAAACAGGCAUGGAUCCGGAGUCUUUGGACUUGGGUCACAGUGGCCACAAAGGGAACUGGCUGGCCAGCCAGAGCUCAGGCCUGACCAGUCUAGGAGCUGCACUGGCCCAGGGCCCUGUAGAGUAUUUGGGCCUAUCCUGAGGUGUCCAGAAGGUUAUUAAGUGGGCCUUGGACUGGAAGGAAUCUAGGAUUGUCCCAGGGUCCAGGAUGGUGGGGAUGGGUAACUGAAUGAAAGCUGGGGAGUAGACCUAGAAUAGAAAACAAGGUCCCUUUGAACCCUCUCCCUCAGCAUCUGAAGCACAUGAGUGCCAGCACAGGAAGUGAAUGAGGCAAGGUAGUGCAAUCAACUCAGCCAGGAACGGGGUCUCCUGAGAGUAUAAGCACAGAGAAAGGAUAAGGGGGAAAGGGGGUCAGACUUUGAAGUUUGGUGUUUUGUUGGUUGGUUUUUUGUUUUGUUUUGGUUUUUUUGGUGGGUUGGUUCUUGUUUUCAAGAUUGGGAUCAUUUUUGUAUGAAGGUGUGUGAGGUUUUUUGAAGAAUAAUUUAGAAGAGGAAAAAACUCACAAAAACUGAACCCUCCUGAACCCCCCCUCCACAAAAAAAAUAUAAAGGAAAAAAGGGGAACCUCAUAAAUGAUGCAAUUACUUUUAAUUGCAGGCAACUCUUUACAUUUAAGUGAAGUGUCUUAACAUUUUAUAUUGUUUUAAAAAUAUAUUUACAUAUUAUAUAUAUAUAAUAUACGUAAUAUAAAUAUAUAUAAAUAUUUAAAAAACGGGAAAAAAAAGAAACCUAAGCACUCUCCCUGGCCGCUGUCUGGCGGGGGAGGGGGCUGGGAGGCCAGGGUCGGGGAGGCAGCUUUGUCUGACUUCUGGUUUGGUUCAAUUUGGCUGUACAGAGACACCCCUCUCCUUCCCCCACCUCAGCCCAGGGGAGUGGAUCUGCCCCCCACCCCCACCCCAAAAGCUGUUUCCCCCCAGCCUUGACCUUUCCUUCCUACUCUUUGGAGCUCAGUGCCCUCCCUCCACAGACUGCACCUUUCCUGCCCUAUGGGGAUCAUGGCCCCUGCUCCUGCCCCCUCCCCCAGCCUGCGCUCCUCCUGUCCCUCUCCCUUGGAGGCCAAGUGUGUUGCCCACUGUCACUGUCUUGAGUGUAACGUCCCUUUGUGGCCUGUGUGAAGCCAAGGGGCGAGGGGACAGAUGUGUUCAGAGACAGCCUUGCUCUCCUCCCCAGCACCUCUGCCGACUGAAAAGAGACCCGGGGUGGGGGUGGGGAUCAAGGAUGCUUUCUUCCCCUUCCUUGCAACUUUGUGUGUAUGGAGGGGGAGGCGGAAGGCACAUGGUCCUGGGAGUGUGCAGGUGUCCAUCUACAUGCUUGUACACGCACCCGGUGCGUGCGUUCGUGCAUACGCUUGUGUCCCACUCCUCUGGCCCCUUUCCCAAAACCUUCACCAGGGGAAGGGAUGGAACAAUCCCCAGGCCCUUUCUGGCCCCCAGAUAAAGACCACCCUCCCUGUCCCUUCUGCCAAGUUUUGUUUUCGACCAAACCCGCCCGCAGCACGUUCCCAUUCUAACCCCGCUUGCCCUGCUUGCUGCAUGCGCCUCACUGCUCGCACUAGUCUGUUGUCCGUCCGUGUGUGCUUGACAAAAAGAAAUCUAAGAAGUCUGGGGGAGUACUCCUCCCCCUCUCUCUCCCCUGCUGUGCCGUGGCUCUCGCAUGGGCGUUUUCUUUUCCUUUUCCUUCCCCCAGUAGGCUGUUUCCACAGGAGCCGCACCCCAAGGGCCCUGAGUGGGGUCUCCUAGGGCUGGGGCGACUCUGUGCUCCCCUCCCCUCCCCCAUAGGGCUCGUGUUGGUGUAGCAAUGACUGGCUGCUUUGGAUAUUCUGUGAUCUCUGUCAGUGUAACUUGACAAUUUCUAAAUGGAAAAGGGUUGCUGUAUUCUCUCUGUCUCUGUCUUUCUCUCCCUCCCUCUUUUUUAAUGUCCUUCCUCAUCUUUCCCUUUUUGUUUUUUCUAGCCAAGUGUUUGGGGCUUUAAUAAAACUUGUUUCUUUUUCCUCUC
This is a messenger RNA of Dromiciops gliroides (monito del monte), 7303 nucleotides long. It is a transcript of the gene SRCIN1, whose product is annotated as SRC kinase signaling inhibitor 1. NCBI's taxonomy places the organism in Eukaryota, Metazoa, Chordata, Mammalia, Microbiotheria, Microbiotheriidae. The record is from RefSeq and is a predicted model, not a curated record. The transcript is spliced from 22 exons. Bases 173 to 4084 code for a protein of 1303 amino acids. Gene Ontology annotation, biological process: regulation of dendritic spine morphogenesis. Gene Ontology annotation, cellular component: actin cytoskeleton; postsynaptic density; cytoplasm.